GGCCUCCUGAUCCUCAGAACGUAUGCAAUGUGGAAGUGCAACAGAAAUAUCUUAUAUGGCCUCCUCGCAUUCGUUAGCAUCCUCUUGACGGUGGCGUUCGUGCUGGAAAUCAAAGCUGGAGACACACUAUCUUGUUUGUUGUACCGAUCCUCACGAACGUACCGCUGCUCAUCUUAUUUGGCAGAUGGCCCACCCCCAUUUUCCGGAGUGCCAGGCUGCUAUCCAAUCAAAACUACCAAUGUACUGUUUAUGUUUUAUGUGAUGCUGGUGAUAUUUGAGUUUGUGAUCCUAGUUCUUGUACUUAUUCAAGCCAGAGGGCAUUUGCAGCGAACCGGUAUCGCCAGUGGAUUGUUGAGGUCGUUGUAUCGCGAUUCUUUGCUCUAUAUCGUUUGCUUAUUGUUCAUAUCUACAGCAAACGUGGUAGUCAUGUCCACCAUUCCGCCGCGCUAUAAUGAAGUCUUCGACACAUUCCCGACAGUCAUGCACUCAGUCCUUGCCUCACGCACCAUGUUUAAUCUCAGACAAAGUGCAUAUUGCGAUGUUAUCACGACGCAUACCAUGGACAACUCGGAAAUGGACUCCUCUUCCAACAAUCCACUUCAUUUUUCUGUUUUUGGUAUAGUUUAAACUUGUGAUCAGGGAGUGAUGUGAAGAAGAGACGUAGUUUUGUCAGUGCCUUACCGUCGCGCAUCAUGGGCCC
Messenger RNA from Suillus paluster, 700 nucleotides. RefSeq lists its product as uncharacterized. The coding region runs from base 28 to 627 and encodes 199 amino acids. The transcript has 6 exons. The record is from RefSeq and is a predicted model, not a curated record. Lineage: Eukaryota; Fungi; Basidiomycota; Agaricomycetes; Boletales; Suillaceae.